This is a messenger RNA of Sclerotinia sclerotiorum 1980 UF-70, 1617 nucleotides long. RefSeq lists its product as hypothetical. Gene Ontology annotation, molecular function: oxidoreductase activity, acting on paired donors, with oxidation of a pair of donors resulting in the reduction of molecular oxygen to two molecules of water. The transcript has 3 exons. Gene Ontology annotation, cellular component: membrane. Gene Ontology annotation, biological process: lipid metabolic process. Bases 1 to 1617 code for a protein of 538 amino acids. Lineage: Eukaryota; Fungi; Ascomycota; Leotiomycetes; Helotiales; Sclerotiniaceae. The record is from RefSeq and is a predicted model, not a curated record.
AUGGAUUCCUCGUCUGAAGCAAGGAGUGAGAAGGUCUGGUCGUUGAAGGAGAUCAGAGAGUUAGUGGAGCAAGGUCACGCAAUUGUUAUUUCCCGGGGUUACGUUCUGAAGUUGGAUUCAUGGCUCAAUUAUCAUCCUGGUGGUGCAAAAGUUAUCCUACAUGUUGUGGGGAGAGAUGCCACCGUUGAACUGGAUGCUAAGGAUGUCAGGGCUAAGAUGGACCGGUAUCGAAUCGGUAAGCUGGAAGAGCCAUGGGUGAAUAUCAUACCCCCUAUUCAAAGACAAUCACUUCGGCCACCAGAAACCGAGAUCGAGAAAGAACCAUCGACGCCUAUUUCCGAAAUCCCAUUGGUAGAUGUCACCGUCACCGAAAAUCUCCUAGCUGUCCCGUGUCAAGCAAAUCCCGACAGCGAUGCAAGUUCCAUUGCCUCUUCAAUUUUCGAUAAUGAGGGUUUACGAUCUCGAAAUCGAGCAGUUGGAAGUUCAGUCGAUUCUGAAGAGAUUCCUGACUUGGAACCCAAAAUGAUGGAUGCUUCAGAAUUAGAGGCUAAAUUCCAAGCUCUAAUCGCAAAAUUAGAAGAUGAAGGUUUAUACGAUAGUAAACUCUCCGCAUACGUGACGGAAAUCCUGAGAUGCGCAAUCCUGUUUUCUCUUUCGCUCGUAUUUCUUCGUCUGGGGUGGUACGCAAUCAGUGCCGCUUUCUUGGGUAUGUUUUGGCAUCAAAUCGUCGCUACCGCACACGAUGCCGGUCAUUUAGCCGUAACCCACGACUACAAUAUCGACUUUCUAAUCGGUGGGAUCGUAUUAAAUUUCUGCGGGGGACUUUCAAUAGGCUGGUGGAAACGCAAUCAUAAUAUUCACCACAUCGUUACCAAUUCGCCAACACAUGAUCAAGAUCUUCAAAUCCUCCCUUUCAUCGCUAUUUCUCCCGUAUUCUUCGAUUCCCUCUACUCGACCGCUUCAGAAUGCAUCAUGCACUAUAACUGGUUUGCUAAAUUCAUGGUCCCAAAACAAGCAUGGACGUAUUACUUCCUCCUCUCCGUCGCGCGAUUUAAUCUCUACUAUCUAGCCUGGGAUUUCAUCCUCCGCGAUCUAGGCACCAAACUCCACCGCAAACAACGCAUUUUCGAAUUAAUCGGACAAAUUUUCUUCUGGACAUGGUUCGGAUAUUUCCUCGUUUACCGUAGCAUUCCUACGCUCUCCCAACGCAUCAUCUUCUGUCUCAUCUGCCACAUGAUUACCCUCCCCCUGCAUCUCCAACUCACCGUCUCCCACUUCUCCAUGUCGACGGAAGAAUCAGAGCCCAGUGAACAUUGGAUCCAGCGCAUGUUUCGCACAACCAUGGAUGUAGAUUGUCCGACGUGGAUGGAUUGGUUUCAUGGCGGGCUCCAAUUCCAAGUUACGCAUCAUUUGUUUCCGCGGAUGCCGCGGCAUAAUCUGCGACGCGCGAGUGGAUUUGUCAAAGAAUUUUGUAGGGAGACGGGAUUGAAGUAUGAGGUUUAUGGGUUUGGGGUUAGUAAUGGGAGGAUGUUGGAUAGGCUUGCUGAAGUGGCCAGACAGGCGAGUUAUUUGAAGGAUUGUCAGGAUAGUAUUGUGAUUAAGCUUAUGGUCACAUGA